Scylla paramamosain (green mud crab) is the source of this 2295-nucleotide messenger RNA. RefSeq names its product E3 ubiquitin-protein ligase TRIM17-like. Gene Ontology annotation, molecular function: zinc ion binding. The coding region runs from base 350 to 1660 and encodes 436 amino acids. The record is from RefSeq and is a predicted model, not a curated record. NCBI's taxonomy places the organism in Eukaryota, Metazoa, Arthropoda, Malacostraca, Decapoda, Portunidae. The transcript has 5 exons.
CACAAGGGAAAAUAAACCCACUGACGUAUUCUAACAGUGGGGUGUCCAGUGUUUCCACCACAGCACGGGCCUCGCAUCAGACCCUCCGCCUGCUUAUCAUAUCUCUCCUGUCAACAAUAAUGAAAAUAGAAACUCAACCGUGGAUUUUUGUGGCGGUGACAUGAUCAACACCGCGACCUCAAUAAACACAUUUCAGUAACGAUAACAUGGGUUGUAUGUGUGGGCGGGAGUGUAUGUAUCAAGCCACAAUGUCAAUGCAGCAUGACAUUAUAAACGUAAUCAUCACUACCAGGUGCACGGUACUUAAUAUUCACAUCAAUAAUUGUGAUGAUGGCGAGGAGACCAUGAGAUGGAGGAGGCUGUGACUUGCUUCGUGUGCUUCAAGGUGUACCAGCAGGGCACCCGCGACCCACUGGUGCUGCCAUGCGGCCACACCUUCUGUCGCGCCUGCAUAUCGGCCGUUCACAGCAUUUCGCGGGGAAACCUGAUUUGUCCAACCUGCCGAAGGGAUUCCGGUAUUGUUGACAUCAACCAGCUGCCCAUCUGCUACCCGCUUGCCAGCCUGUCAUCCAACUACAACGACAUCAAGUUUGGAUCGUGCAGGAACCACGAGGAGGAGCAGCGCUUCUGGUGUGAGGAGUGCGAGUUGCCACUGUGUUCCCUGUGCCUCUAUGCGAACCACCAGCAGGGCCACACCGUGCUACCCAUCAAGACUGUCAUGGAGGACAAAAAGGCACGCCUCAACAAGCAGCUGGCACGCCUGAGUGACGAGGUAAUGCAAGGCAGGGGCGAGAUAUACUUCCUGUACGACUACCUGACCACCAAAAUGAAACAGGUACUGAGCCUGGAGGAGAAAGUUGACCUCCUGUUAGCCGACACGGAUGAAGCCUGCAGUGUGGAGGACAUCCUGGAAUGCGAGGAUAAAGUGAAAGCUGCAGAAGAAGAAAACGAAACGUGGCUGCCAACGAAACUGUGCGACAUUGAAAACAAACUUAAGGAUAUGAAACUCGAUAGUGUUACAUUUGUUGAGAACAGCGAGCCUCAAGCGUCACUGCAGGCGCUGGAAGAGGAAGACUAUGGCACGCGGCGCAUGAGGCUGGACUAUCGAGAGGGUCAUCUUCUGCUGCACUCAACCGCUCAUCCUGCAGACGGGCACUUGUCUGUCAAGGUUCCGUCCGAAGUGUUCCUGGAGCUGGGAGUGGGCGGCAUCUGUCUGGGCCGAGUCUAUAUCAGCCUGUGGUGCCACCUACGCCGGGCGCAACAGUUCCUGGCACUCUGCAUGGGCACGAUGGGGCCGUCUUACGUCGGGUCUUGCUUCAGCCACGUGGCGUACAAGGGUAAGCCGAAAGAAACGCUGUGCUGCAGAGAGUACUGGACGGAGAGCGACGGGCCGGGCAUGAAGGAGCUGCUGGCUGACCUAGAGUGGGGUGACCAAUACACCAAAGAGCCGAGCAAUGGCCUCCUCAUCCCACUCAGCAAAUUCAUUGACCAACACGGCUUCGGCAUCUGCACGAGAGGUCAGACAGGCGCCACCUUCCAAUGCCCUUUCGGCGAGGUAAUGAGCGGCAUGGAGGUGGUGCUCGCCGCCGUGAAACAUCACCCAGUCACGGAGGUCACCAUCACGCACUGUGGCCUCGUGCUCCCAGAACUCUCGCUGUGACUCACUGAAAAACACUAAAAUUAAGUUCUGGAGCUGCUCGCUCGCUCGCCAUGCGCUCAUGACUUCGUAUUGACUCUGUGGCGAAUUGAAGGAUGGUGAAAGUGCAGCCGAUAUCCACCACUCAGAGGCCUGAGUACCUGUCUUAAUAAACUGAAGGCAAGGGAAAGUUAACAUGUUUGGCCCUGCUGGUUAUGUCAAAUACAAGUCAAGAAGCGAACACUUCCCUGAGAUGUGUGAUGUUUCUUUAGAAGAAAAUUGUGAUAUUAUACUUUAUGAGAAUGAGUGUAACUAAUCCAGCUAGCAAGGACUGUAGUGGUCAGAGAAGUAGUGCUCGCUACAGGCUAAACCAGGGAAGGUAUAGAAGGUAUAGACCGCCAGACUCUUUCAGUACCUUGCUCGAACUACCCCUGCGAUGGUUACCAAUUGCCGAGUGAUGGGGCUGUGUGUGCGGUGUUGCUGAAUGCAGACAAGACACUACUGAAGCUUCAGGAUGUUCUGUGUGUGGUGGUAAUUUUCAGGCAGUGAUUUCACAUGUUAGGUGGAGAGCACAGAUAUUGUUGCAUUGUUAUAACUUUGGUGUUACUGCUAUAAUUAUAGUUGCUGUUAAAAUAAUAAUAAUAUUAUUAUUAUCAUUA